UUGAACCGAUCACUAGAAUUAAACUUAAUGCUAGGACUAAGAAUCAUUGUGUUUAGUUGUGAAAAUUUUAACCUAAUUCGGUUUAAAAUUCACACAAACAGGUCUGGCUUCUACAUGGAUGUGAUAGUAUUAAAGGCUUUCUGGCAUUGCACUACACUUAAUGUACCCCCUCUAGUUCAUUGUUUGAGAGGGUAGGUUAAUGAAUUUGGCCUUCAUUUUUACACUUCUUAGAGUUACUAUGUUAAAGAGUCUCCUUGCUCUCUAAUAUACCAAAUUACUCUAAAAAUGGUAUUGUAAGCGAAAUUCUACAGUAUUCCGCUGAGGUUCCCUGGUGGACCUAGGAGCUUGGGGCCUUCUUUAGGUUCCUUUUCAGUUUAGAUUUGCCUAAAUUUCUGGAAAUCAUUAAGGUGUCCUCCAGAGCAUUUUUCAAACUGGUAGAUGGUAUUCCAAGAAAUAUGUAAACUCAACACUGUUCUUCAUGAUUCUUUCUACUAACACAGUCGUUUGAGAGGUUCAUAGUGGUAUUUUCUUAGAUUUAAGCUCCUCUCUUCACUAAAUAACAGCAGAGACCCAUCCAAAAUUUCUUUAACAAGGAGUGAAUAUCCAGAUGAAUCCCUUGUCUCUGUUGAUAGAGGCUUCCAAGUGUGAUAGUUGAUGAGUAUGGCUUAUUAAGUAUCCUCCUUUACAGCUAAUAAUUGCAUCUCAAGUUCUUAUCCUGAUAUCUAAGAUAAAGAACUUUCGAGUUUGGCAUCGAAUAACCAAGACCAAACCUCUGUAGUGCCUCCAGUGCUGCUGUAGAUCUGUAGAGACAGACCUAAUGAAACACAAGGAAUUCUGUGUUACUUUAUGACUAAAAUUCUCACAAUUUUGAGGUCAUAUUCGUUGCUAUUUCAAAUUGGCGCAACUUCUUUAGCACUAUUAUUUUCAUAAAGAUUGUUUGACUAAUCUAGCUGCUAAUAGCAUCUAAAGGGCUAGUUUUGGAUUAAUUUCGGCUAAAAGUCAUCCCUGAAGUGGCUCCAAAACUGAUAUUUGGUUUAAGUAAUUGUGUGAAUCCAUUGGCAAGAAAU
This is a messenger RNA of Moneuplotes crassus, 1067 nucleotides long. Lineage: Eukaryota; Ciliophora; Spirotrichea; Euplotida; Euplotidae. The record is from the annotation of a GenBank genome assembly.